Molecule: messenger RNA, 1158 nt
Organism: Humulus lupulus (European hop)
Lineage: Eukaryota; Viridiplantae; Streptophyta; Magnoliopsida; Rosales; Cannabaceae
Exons: 4
Coding region: 1-1158 (385 amino acids)
Source: RefSeq, a predicted model, not a curated record
AUGGAUCAAAUAGCCACUUCAUUACGUCAAAGUGAGCCACAGAAUCAAGGAAAGUUACCUUCACAACCUGUUAGGAAUCCAAGGGAAAACUCUAAUGCCAUCACAUUAAGAGAUGGUAAGACUUAUGAUCCACCUACUAUUCCAUCAAGUUUAAAUGAUGUGCCAUUGCCUCCUAUUCAAUCCGCCCAACAAGACAAAGAUGGAACCCCAACCACAACACCCAAACCUAAACUAAAUAUUCCCACUUAUGUCACUACUCCUCCAUUUCCUAGUCGCAUGAUAAAGACAAAGAAAGAUGAAGUUGAGCAGGAAAUACUAGAGACUUUUCGCAAGAUUGAGGUAAACAUUCCCUUACUUGAUUUCAUUAAACAAGUACCUCGAUAUGCGAAGAUUUUAAAGGAGUUAUGCACCAAUAAGAGGAAGCUAAAAGGGAAUGAAAAGAACAGGGUGAUUAUUCAAUUAGCAGAUCGUUCUAAUGCCUAUCCAAGGGGAGUAGUAGAGGAUGUAUUUGUUAAAGUAAAUGAAUUAGUGUUUCCUGCGGAUUUCUAUAUUCUAUAUAUGGAAGAUGACUCAGUCCCAUGCUCUACACCAGUUUUAUUGGGAAUGCCAUUUUUAAAGAUAGCUAGAACCAAGAUAGAUGCUAAUGAGAGCACUUUGGUCAUGGAGUUUGAUGGUGAAGUGAUUCACUUUAAUAAUUUUGAGGCUGUGAGGUAUCCAAGUGAUGUUCAUUCAGUUUCUUUAAUUGAUAUUUUGGACACAUUGUCGCAAAGAAUUCUUGAUUUACAUGGAGAGGAUGGGUUAGAUGUUGUUUUGAGGGAAACAAUAGACUUGAAGAAAGAGGAUGUAAAUACUGAAGUAAAGGAAAUGGUGGCUGCACUUAAUAGUGGUGGAAAGGUUUCUAAAGAGGUACCGUUCUUAGAGUUGCCUAUUUCUCAUGAGCAACUUCAACCAUCUGUUAAAUCACCACCCAAGCUUGAAUUAAAACCACUACUGAAGCAUCUUAAAUAUGUUUACUUGGAUAGCAAGUGGGUGAGUCCAGUUCAAGUAAUUCCUAAGAAAUCAAGCAUCACUGUGGUAAAGAAUGUUGAGGAUGAGUUAGUGCCCACUAGAGUCCAAACAGGCUAUAAUCAGGUUGUUAUUUCAUCGAAUGCUGUUUGA